AUGGCAGAUACCCCGAAGGAUACCAAAGACACUCUCAAGACGUCGCCAUCGGAGAAGCUUCAUGGAUUUGAAUGGUGGAGAAGGUCGCUAGCCUACCGUACGGGACUUGGUAUUUCCGAGGCGGAGAAGGCUCAGUUUGAGCACGACUACAGAGUUAAGAACUUCCCCGACAACUGUGACAAAUGUGAAGAGUACAGAGACUGGAUGCUUCGAUACUCUCCAUCAGUGACGUUUAUGAUGGGCCAUGUCAAGAAAUUAGGCGGAAACUUGUCUACGAACAACAUUACUUGUGAUAUGUGUGACGACUUGAAAGGUGGAGGAUUCCAUCCAGAUUUGGGGAUUUUGUUGUGCUCCAACUGGAUCCGUGACAAGUGGCAGCUUGAAGAUAUUUUGACCCACGAGCUCGUUCAUGCCUAUGACUACUUGAAGUUCGACAUUGAUCUCACCAACUUGAGGCACCAUGCAUGUACAGAAAUCCGGGCUUCCAUGUUGAGUGGAGAAUGCCGUAUCAUGAACGAAAUCCGUAAAACCGGUCUAGGUAACUUCGGUAAAAAGUUUCAAGAUUGUAUUCGUCGGAGAGCUGUGAUUUCUGUUUCUGCGAAUCCCAAAUGUGAAUCUCCUGAGGUCGCUGCACAGGUGGUGGAUACCGUGUGGAAAUCUUGUUUCAAUGACACUAGACCUUUCGAGAGGGUUUACCGUUAG
Messenger RNA from Sungouiella intermedia, 702 nucleotides. Lineage: Eukaryota; Fungi; Ascomycota; Pichiomycetes; Serinales; Metschnikowiaceae. The record is from the annotation of a GenBank genome assembly.